CCUACGGCAGCGAAAUCCUGUGAUCAUCUCUGACUAAGUUACUCUAAUUAAUCAGCCAUGGCCGAAACGGAGAAGAGCUACAGAGACCGGAGAUGGAGUCUGGAAGGAAUGACCGCUCUCGUCACCGGUGGAACCAAAGGCAUCGGGUAUGCCAUAGUGGAGGAACUUGCAGGUUUCGGGGCAAGAGUCCAUACUUGUGCCAGAAAUCAGUCUCUGCUUAACGAAUGCUUACGCAAAUGGCAAACAAAGGGCUUUCAAGUUACCGGUUCAGUCUGUGAUGUGUCCUCUCGCUCCGAGAGAGAGAAACUGAUGCAGACUGUCUCCUCUACAUUCGACGGGAAACUCAGCAUCCUCAUAAACAACGUUGGCACAAGUAUUGUAAAGCCGACAACUGAAUACACUGCAGAAGAUUUCUCGUUUCACAUUACCACAAACCUCGAGUCGGCUUACCAUUUAUCCCAGCUCGCACAUCCUUUGCUCAAGGCCUCGGGAUCGGGGAACAUUGUGUUCAUCUCCUCUAUUGCAGGGAUUGUCUCUACAAGCGUUGGAUCCAUCUGUAAUGCAACAAAAGGAGCUGUUAACCAGUUAGCGAGAAAUCUGGCGUGCGAGUGGGCGAGUGACAACAUAAGGGUUAACUCUGUCGCUCCUGGUUUCAUUGCAACUCCUAUGGCUGAAACUGUAUUAGGAGACGACAACUUCUUGAAGGCGGUGAUCUCGAGAAAGCCAUUGGGUCGUGUCGGAGAACCGAGAGAGGUUUCAUCGAUGGUGGUGUUUCUGUGUCUGCCUGCAGCUUCUUACAUAACAGGACAGACCAUUUGCGUGGAUGGAGGUCUCACCAUUAAUGGCUUCUCGUAUCAGCCACAGGCAUUAACCCUUUGAAGCUCUCUCCUCUAGACAAAGAGAUUCAUGUUUCAGAUUAUCUUCUGAACAUGAUAAUCCAUGACUAUGGUGUUUUUCACAAGUGUGUAAUGUAUUCAGACAAACCCCCCUUUUGGCCCAUGGCUCUGUCUUCAAAUUUCAGAUUUUUUUUUUCCAUGAAUCCUUACAGCAAAAGCCGUGAUUCUUCAUUUUCUGUACGGAAGAGAAUUUUAGGCGGUAUCUUCCAUUGAUUUCCAUU
Messenger RNA from Tarenaya hassleriana, 1117 nucleotides. RefSeq names its product tropinone reductase homolog At1g07440-like. Bases 58 to 879 code for a protein of 273 amino acids. Gene Ontology annotation, molecular function: oxidoreductase activity. Lineage: Eukaryota; Viridiplantae; Streptophyta; Magnoliopsida; Brassicales; Cleomaceae. The transcript is spliced from 5 exons. The record is from RefSeq and is a predicted model, not a curated record.